Molecule: messenger RNA, 1947 nt
Organism: Suillus subalutaceus
Lineage: Eukaryota; Fungi; Basidiomycota; Agaricomycetes; Boletales; Suillaceae
Exons: 5
Coding region: 379-1791 (470 amino acids)
Source: RefSeq, a predicted model, not a curated record
AACAAAUGACAAGGGUCGACAUCAACUUUCUUGGAUCAGUGGCGCUUUGGGGAUCUCCUUCCUGAUUUGGAGCAGGCGCUUGUGGGCGCUUUUCUGCAGCCUGAAUACUAGCAGCAGACCGUACGCAGCUUGAGAUCUGCUCUAGGUCUGGUGGAAACACUCAGGAACUGAAAAAAGACACAACAUCGCUCUGAAGUAAUUGUGCAACGUCGACUGCGCAGUGGGCCACUGAAUUUUCAUUGUUUAUCUCUUUUAUCUCAGUAACAAUUCAUUCGUCAUCGCAUCCUUUUCAACUAGCAUCCUGAUCCAACGUAUAAAACGAGUUUCUGACGGUCUUUUCUCUCACCACAUUCGUUUACACCAAACUAACACUCUGCAAUGGACUGGGACUUAGGGCCAUCCCCUUCCCAAUUCUCUUCUUCAUCCCAAUGGGCGCGCGCCAUUACUCGGCCUGUAUCCGCUGACAUGAGCAUCGACGAGGAUGUCGGCUACGUUACAUGGAAGCAAUCCCAACCCGACCCUGUCAUCCGGGAGCUCAUGCACAAUGCAGAGAGCAAAAAGGAGGGAAAGCGGGAACCGAAACCCCGUUUGGAUGCGUCUGCACACACGUCCACAUGGGCAUCAAGCACCAGCACGUCUGUCCCUCAACGCACGGCAUCCUUCCCCGGUUUUACCGCACCGUCUACAAGCACACUCCCACCUACAUUUGCGUCUAAUUCAUCGAGAAAACUACAUCCAAUGAAACUCAUCUCAAAGAAAGUACCCCCGUCGCGUGCGUAUUCAGCGACCCCACCUGUGAAGGAUGAUGUCCCUCCCGAUCCAGAGUUGGCCGCGGGGUACCUGCAUAUAAUACGUAAUGGCACUGCAGAGAUAGACAAGAAUUCCAGGCGAAAGCAAGCUGCGAGGGCGAAGGCAAAAAAAGAGGCGGCGAGUGGCACGCCGGGGGAUAUCGCGACCCGGAGGAAUACCCAUACGUCUUCGUCUGGGUCGAGAUCCACAUCUACCGCGUUGACUGCGAGGCCUUUAAAGAAGACGGCUAGUAUUUCGUCUGCUUCUUCAUCUGCACCUCCGCGAGGAAGUACAAUCAGUAGAUCAUCGAGUUCUGCGACUAUCAAGCCUACAGUUAAACUUUCUAGAGACAGUGUCACCUACGGGGACAUCCAGAUGACGUUGGACUCAGACCGAGAUACGGAUCGCGAGGGAACUUUCACCGAUUCCGCAGAUGACUUGGCUCCAGACAAGUCUUUUUCGAUGCAUAUGGAUGACAUCCUACUACCCCCCAAGCGCGCGGUGGGAAGGACCCCCAGUAUCGUUAUGGUCCCCUCUACUAGUCCUCUCACAACUGCAUCCACCUCCACAUCUACAGCAGCUCCAGAGAAGAUACCCCAGUCGAGACAUAUGCACCCUGUUAUAGCACCCUCGACAACUCAACGAGGUCCCCCACCACUGGGGAUGCGCCGGCAACACAACCUCCCAAAUUCGGGGUUCCCUUCGUCACAAACACGUUAUGCCACCACACAAUCGCCCUAUGCGGCUUCACAAGUGACGCUUCCGCCCUUCAAGCCCCCGCUGCUCAAGAAACCCAACCCAAAAACAGUUCCCACACCAAAGCAGGUCAUCCAGACUCCUGAAAGCCCGCCGACUUCAACGCCCGAGCUGGACAAGGACGAUAGCAAUGAUGAUGGUGGUGAGGAAGAUACACUCGGUGCGGCGGGUGCGGAUUCGUCGUUUGAUGUAUCUUUUGAUGUGGAUGUGGAUGCCCUGGAGGCGACCAUGCGGCAGUAUGAUUAAUGUGGUAGACAUGUGCGUUUUUUUACGCCGGAGAAGAUACGAGGUGGGUGUAUGCUAUGCUAGGUGAAUACUAUGCUUCCGAUCCGUCUUUGAUAAUCCAUCUACUUAGUUGCAUGUACACACGUUCACAUAUAAUACUCACUUUAUGACUUUGAA